CUCUCUUUAUUGUCUAUAUAUAUAUUAUAUAUGGACUCCAAUGUAGCAUUGAUACUCUUUGUUUUAGAGAGAGAGUAAGUGUGUUUGUGGGUAAUUUGCCAUGGCCACGCUUAGUGUUCCUGAUCCUGUUCCUUCUCCCAUUGAAGAUGCUGAGAAGCUGAGGAAGGCUUUUCAAGGAUGGGGAACUGACGAGAAGGCGGUGAUAGCUGUGUUAGCACACAGAGAUGCAGCUCAGAGGAAGCAAAUCGCGUUGGCCUACGAAGAGAAAUACAACGAAAAUUUGAUCAAGCGGCUCGAGUCGGAACUCUCUGGCGACUUCGAGAGGGCGGUUUAUCGAUGGAUAUUCGAUCCGGUCGAGCGAGAAGCUAUCAUGGCUAAUGUCGCAUUGAAGAGCAAGAAUGUGGACUACAUAGUGAUAAUUGAGAUCGCGAGUGUGAAUUCCCCUGAUGAGCUCUUGGCCGUGAAGCGAGCGUACCAAGCGCGCUACAAACAUUCUUUGGAAGAAGAUAUUGCCUCACACACCACCGGAGAUUUUCGCGCUCUUCUAUUUGCACUAGUGAGCACGUAUCGAUACAACGGUGAGGAGAUAAAUGCUAACUUAGCUCAAUCAGAGGCAAAGAUUCUUCAUGAGACUAUCACCAAGGGAGUCUUUAAUCAUGAGGAAAUUAUUAGAAUCUUGGGUACAAGGAGCAAGGCGCAGCUUCUUGCGACGUUCAACCGCUACAAGGACGAAUACGGCAGUUCCAUCACCAAGGCUUUGACUAGUGAAACUCCAAAUGAUUUUGCACUGGCGCUACGAACAGCGAUUCGAUCCAUCUCCAAUCCUAAAAAGUACUUUGCAAAGGUUCUCCGCAAUGCGAUCGACAAAUCAGGAACCGACGAAGACGCGCUUACUCGUGUGAUCGUCACGCGCGCGGAGAAGGAUCUCAAGGUGAUCAAGGAGAUUUUUCAGAAGAGGGCUAAUGUUGCUCUUGAGCAUGCAAUAGGCAAGGAGAUUUCUGGGGACUACAAGAACUUUCUCCUUGCUUUAGUUGGGAAUUGAUGAUCAUUGUCUCUCCAUAUGCAUUUCUACCUAUAUAUUUUUACCUAGUGAUGACAUAUCACCUAGCUUAAUUAGGAUAAUGUUGGGAAUUGCUGCUCUUAGGACUAUGGUUUUCCUCUUUCUUUUUUUUUUAUUACUAUGUUCUGGGUACAUGGUUAUAUAUCGUUUUCUUAUCGACGAUUAGUGUGUUUUAUUCCAGUAUUAGUCAAAAACUGUGUUCGAACUUGGGGUUUGUUUCAAUGGUGUUCUUUUUUCCUUUUAUUCCUCCUCCUAAAGAGGUUAUAUGGGAUAUAAUCAUAUAAAGGUUCCACCUUGCUACCUUAA
Messenger RNA from Ananas comosus (pineapple), 1366 nucleotides. RefSeq names its product annexin-like protein RJ4. The transcript is spliced from 6 exons. The record is from RefSeq and is a predicted model, not a curated record. Lineage: Eukaryota; Viridiplantae; Streptophyta; Magnoliopsida; Poales; Bromeliaceae. The coding region runs from base 101 to 1042 and encodes 313 amino acids. Gene Ontology annotation, cellular component: cytoplasm. Gene Ontology annotation, molecular function: calcium ion binding; calcium-dependent phospholipid binding.